Messenger RNA from Megalops cyprinoides (Indo-Pacific tarpon), 3613 nucleotides. Its product is annotated as protein LSM14 homolog A-like. The transcript is spliced from 11 exons. Gene Ontology annotation, cellular component: P-body. Gene Ontology annotation, biological process: P-body assembly; cytoplasmic stress granule assembly. Gene Ontology annotation, molecular function: mRNA binding. The record is from RefSeq and is a predicted model, not a curated record. The coding region runs from base 221 to 1678 and encodes 485 amino acids. NCBI's taxonomy places the organism in Eukaryota, Metazoa, Chordata, Actinopteri, Elopiformes, Megalopidae.
UCACACCUUCCCAUCACCCCUCGCGGUUCGGGCUAACCGCAGUGGAGGAUACCGAAGCAGGCGGCCAUGUUAUAGUGUCAGGACAGAAAAAGCAAAGGGCGAAGAAAGAAAAGAGAAGGGAAUAAAAAAGAGACAAUAGAAACAAGACCUACUAAGGCGAAGACUGUUUAAAUUAAUUUCAAUCGGCUAUUAGAGGAGCCUAGCAGUUAACUGAGACGCCAUGAGUGGAGGGACCCCUUACAUCGGCAGCAAAAUCAGCCUGAUCUCGAAGGCCGAGAUUCGUUACGAGGGGAUUUUGUACACUAUCGAUACGGAAAACUCAACGGUGGCCCUCGCUAAAGUGCGCUCUUUUGGUACGGAGGAUCGACCCACCGACAGGCCCAUCCCACCACGAGAUGAGGUGUUUGAGUACAUCAUCUUCCGGGGUAGUGACAUAAAAGACUUGACUGUGUGCGAGCCCCCUAAACCCACAUGUUCCCUUCCCCAGGACCCUGCUAUCGUACAGUCUUCUCUUGGGUCCACCCCUCCUGCUGCAACAUCUUUCCAGUCUGUGAGCUCCUAUGGGCCCUUUAGCCGGGCCCCGGUACCCCCCUACAGCCAGUUCAACCCCAGCCCCCUGGUGGCCCAGCAGUUUGGGGCAGUAGGUGCAGGAAGCUCAGGGCCCUCCUUUGGUAGCGACACAAGCACAAGCGCGUCCCUGUCCCAGAGCAGUACUAUUGGCUCCGCUUUCCCCCCCGAAACGCGCUCACUGAACUUACACAUAACCGAAGGUCCCUCGAGCCCUCAGCUGGAUGCUGUGAGGAAGAGCCCCUCCAUGGAGCAGACAGUCCAACCCGCCCCCUCUGCCACAGCUCCUGCCCCUCCCGCACCUGUGGGGCAGAGGAGCCCGGUGCCCGCUAGGCCCACUGCAGCCGGCACCCACAAGCCCUCAGAUGGACCCGAGCAGAGGAGAGGUGCUGAAGUCCAGAAAACACAGAGACAGGACUCUGACCAGGGCAGGACAGAUGUCAGUAAACGGCAGGCAGCAGGGGCGCCCCCAGCUCGCCGGGGCCGUGGGGGUGGGCACCGUGGCCGAGGCCGCUUUACCGUGCGGAGAGACGGGCCCAUGAAGUUUGAGAAGGACUUUGACUUUGAGAGCGCCAACGCUCAGUUCAACAAGGAGGAGAUCGACCGAGAGUUCCAGAACAAGCUGAAACUAAAAGAUGAGAAGCCAGAGAAGCAGGAGAAGACAGUGAAUGGGGAGGAUAAAGGAGACUCUGGGGUCGAGACCCAGAACAGCGAAGGGAAUGCAGAUGAGGAGGAUCCUCUAGGACCCAACUGCUACUACGACAAGUCCAAGUCUUUCUUUGAUAAUAUCUCCUGUGAUGAUACCAGGAAAGCAGCUGAAAAAUCUGGAGUUUCAGCAUUCCCAAGGGAGCGGAGGCCAACCUGGGCUGAAGAGAGGCGGAUGAAUGCGGAGACAUUCGGCAUCCCAGUGCGCCACAAUCGGGGCCGAGGGGGCUUCCGAGGGAGAGGAGGCAUCAGCUUUCGUGGGGGGCGGGGCCGCGCGGCCAACAGGGGGUCCUUUGGGCAACCACGCGGAGGCACCGGCAGCUUCAGGGGUGGCUUCAGAGGGGGGCGGGGCGGCAGAGAAUUCUCAGAUUUUGAAUACAGGAAGGACAACAAAGUGGCCGCAUAGUACACCUGGAGCAUGGAUCCAAAACUGAAAUGUAGCUCUUCAAGGUCCAGAACUUAGUUUGGGUUUCGACUUUUGCCAAAAAGAAUGAAGAAGCAUACUUGCUGUGUAUUCGUCACCAGCACUGGGGUAGAGUGCUAGACUGCUUGGGUUUAAAUGCAGUUUCUUUUCCAUUUCCUUUUUCAAACAAAAACAAAUGCAUACAGCACAGUCUGAGAAACAUAAUGCUUUUUUGGAAAUGUAGGCAGAAGGUUGGGAAAUAAUGUAAAAUACAGUACUUCAGUGGAACUCUUCAGUAUUUUUUUCUUACUAAUAUUGUAUUUGAUGAUGUUCUGUUAAGUGUAAAGAUGGAUGCAGAAGCCCGCCGAUACUGUGAGAGUACUGGUCACUGAAAUAGCUUUAUUUUUUGGACAUAUCCUGUAAUGUACCUUAGAAGCACCAAAAUCCUGUAUGUAGCCAGUUGGGUCACAGUUACAGCUUUGUACUUUUUUUCUACUUCUCAUAUCAGUAGCCAGCUAUCCUGGCUUUGUGCAGCCUGCAGUGUUCUGCUGUGUAUUCUUGUCUGAAAUACUCUUCGUUUUAAUUAGCUUUUUUCAGUAUCUUUGGGUAUAGCAGUCCAGUGUAUGUCGCACAGUGAACCAGCACUGAUACCGAGCAGUUAAAUUCUGCAAAUAAGUGUUGCUGUAGGUGCAGUCUUUGACUUCAGCUUUCCUCUGCUGGCUCCAUAUUGUUCUUAUGUUAGUAGUCUCUCUAAGCCUCCACUAAGACCCAUUCACACAGGGUUAAGAGCAAGUUGGGCCACUCCCUAAUAACCACUGGAAUAUGACUCAUUGUUCUGAGGGCCAGUUAAAGGCUGUGAUUUUUACUGUGUAUCAGUGCAUGAAUGUAUCUACGCAAGUGUCAUUUGAAAAGUUGCCAGUUUCUUAAUUUUUUUCCCCCAGGGAUCUUUAAUAGUGUUCAUAACUAUUGGACUAAAAGACUUUUAGCAGUGAAUUUCCUGGAGCUGGUUGGAAGAACAACGACGCACAUUGUGUAGUUAUACUGGUAGUUGAAGUAUGGUUAUAGUUUGAUAAACUGCAGUCUUCAUUUUCUCAAUGCAGUGAUGAUGUGGACAUUUGCUGUAGCUUGUUCGUCAAAUUUAGGGCCAAUUCCUAUUGUCUGAUGUAGAUGUCAUAAUAUUCAUGAUAGAUGAAGUUGAUUGACUUUCUGCUUUUACUGCUAAGGAUGCCUGGAUGCUUGACUUACAGGCUGUGAGCACAUUCCCUGGUAAUUCUGUGAUUAGCAAAGUUGAGUUUAUUUGGACUGAAUAGUUCAGGAUGUGCAUCUCCUUUGAGCAUUUUAAGUGUUUUAUUAAGAAAGAAAUCUUUUAAUUACUCAUAGGGGAAGAAUUUUGCAGAAAAUGUAUUCAGUUGCACUUUAAAGAAUAGUAUUUAAAGGGCCUUGUCACCAGGUAACCCUUUAAUCUGUGGUUGUGUUUUAUGUAGGCAGCAGCUUGUGCUCUAGUCUAAGUGAUCUUGAUUUUUGAUGCCUGAUAUCCUGUGUGAAUGGGCCUGGAGCUGUUAAACAUUGCAUUGAAUUUACAUUUUUAGAGAUAAUAAUAGAGAUGUACGGUUUUGGUAUGGUUCCUAAAAUGGUUGUAUAACAAGUGUUUAUGGUGAAUCAAGGUGAAAAGGCUCCACUGUAAAGCAGGCUGUCAACUUUAAUGUUGCCUUGUAUGUGCAUAGUUGCCUCUGGGACAUGAUGGGAAUCUCCCCCCCAGCUAAGAGUCUUAUAGCUGCAUCUAUAGUGGUAUGUUUUUUUUCCCAGUUAUGCCUGUAGACGUUCCAGAUAUUUGCCACCUAGGUGUCCACAUUAAUUUAACAGCUUCCUGUUAAGUGCUAUUGGGAGCAGCUCACAAAGGCACUGUUUCUCAGUGCAGCCUGGCAGGAGAAAAGGAGU